Arachis stenosperma is the source of this 2610-nucleotide messenger RNA. Its product is annotated as probable protein phosphatase 2C 62. The coding region runs from base 176 to 2458 and encodes 760 amino acids. The transcript is spliced from 10 exons. The record is from RefSeq and is a predicted model, not a curated record. NCBI's taxonomy places the organism in Eukaryota, Viridiplantae, Streptophyta, Magnoliopsida, Fabales, Fabaceae.
GUUCAGAAUGUUCACCACCUUAUUUGCUUUGUUUAUUAUCCACAUGUCCUUCAUUUCCUCAACCAUCAUCUUCAAUCUUCACCCUCAGUCUCCAAAUAAUGCCUUAAGCUGAAAAAAUUAUGUUAUAAUAUUCUUUUUAAACGAAACAAAAAAAGCACAACAAAUAUUUGAUGAAAUGGCUGAUCUCUUCUCCAGAAGCUUCCAGUGCCUCGUGGUUCCAAGCUGCAAUCUUCCCCAAAAAUCUUCGGAAAGGCUUCGAAUUUCAGCUCCAAUUCCACUUCCCAAACGAUCUCUCAGAGUUACCCACCAUACCCAUGUGCUUGCCAAUUCCACUUCACCCUCAAGCUCUUCUUCAAACUCUGUUCCUGAAGAAGUUGACAUUCUCUCUUCAACUGAGUGUUCCGAUGGAAGUGUUGUGUUCCAAUUUGCCAAUGCUAGUGAGGUUAGAAAAAGGAUGGCUGAGUUGGAGCAAGAAAAACUAGCCAGGGAAGCUGUUGAGAAAGUUGGUGAAGCUGGUCCAGCUUUGUUGAGUGAAGGUGUUGAAAAAUUAAACACUGAGAUUGAUCAUAAUCUAGUGGAGGAAAUUGAAUCUUCUUCAACUGUAGUAGUUAGUGUUGCUAAUCGAAAUCUUCAGCUUGCCGUAAAUGAAGAGGAGAGUAACGUGCUUUAUAAUGUCUCUAAGGCAGCUGUGAUCAGUGACGAAAAUGAAAUUGAUGGGAAUUUGAUGUUGGAUUCAGGAGAGGAUGUUCAGCAUGGAAUUUCAAGUGAAGAUGUUGCUGCUGAGGGUAAUGAUGUGCCAAGCUUGUCUGAGGAAGAUUCUGAAACUGACAAUCAGAAAGAAGUAGUUUCUACAGUUACCCCUGAGUCACGUAUCAUCCCUGGUCUGAACAGUCAUGCUUCUGGUGAAGUUGAAGAAGUGAAAGAAGUUGACAAGGGUCAUGGUGUAGAUAGAGCAAUAAACAGCGCGACUGAUGGCAAUGCUGCUGAUAUAAAUGAACCUAUAUCAGUAUCCAGUUCUUUAGAGCUAGAGCAAGAACAAGUUGCUGACAACAAAGAAAUAACUCAUGAAAUUGUGGAAGUAGAUGGAGUAGCAAACAACCUGACUGGUGACAUCGAUGUGGAUGCCAAUUCUAGUGAGUUGAUGCCAGUAUCCACUUCUUUAGAGCCUGAACAAGUUGCCAAUGACAAAGAAACAACUCACCACAUUGCGGAUGUAGAUAGAGAAGAAGAGAGCCUUGCUGCUGGUGUUGAUAAUGUUAUCAGUGAAUUGGUGUCAGUAUCCACUUCUUUAGAGCCUGAACAAGUUGUUGAUGAUGAAGAAAUGGCUCACCAUGUUGUGGACGUAGAUAAAGCAGCAAACAGCCUUGCUGCAGGUGUUCAUUCUGAUAAUGUCGAUGUAGAUAAAGCAGCAAUCAGCCUCACUGCUGAUGUUGAUUCUGAUAUUGGUGAAUUGAUUCCAGUAUCUUCGGAAUCUGAAAAAGUUGCUGUUGAGGAAACAACUAACCAUAUUGUGGAAGAGCCAUUUGAUGAAAGUAAAAUGGAAAAAUCAGUCACGUUACAUGACUCAGUUGCAACACCGGAUUUGGAAAACAAAGCAGAUGUGGGAAGUAUGGGAAGAAAUGAUUAUGAAAACCCAUCACUUCCUACUGGACCAGAGACACAUUAUGUUGAGACAGCUAGUCAUGGGAGAAAAAGUUCCACAACAGAGUUUUGCUUAAUUUCCGGUGCUGCUUGCUUGCCUCAUCCCUCUAAGGCAUCAACAGGUCGAGAAGAUGCGUAUUUUAUUUCUCACUCAAAUUGGCUAGGUGUGGCUGAUGGAGUUAGUGAUUGGUCACUUCAAGGUAGUAAUGCUGGACAUUAUAUCAGGGAACUCAUGGAAAAGUGCAAAAAUAUCGUGUCGGAUCAUGAAAACCUUUCAACAAUGAAACCUGCAGAAGUUAUCACCAGUUGUGCUGCUGAAACCCAAAAGUCAGGAUCAUCUGCUAUUCUGGUUGCUCAUUUUGAUGGUCAGGCCUUUCAUGCAGCCAAUGUUGGGAACACUGGAUUUAUGGUAAUAAGAGAUGGUUGCAUCUUUAAGAAAUCAACUCCCAUGUUCCAUGAGUUCAGUUUUCCGUUACAAAUAGUUACAGGCGAAGAUCCAUCAGAAAUCAUUGAGGGGUACAAGAUCGAUGUAAAUGAUGGUGAUGUGAUUAUAACUGCAAGUAAUGGUCUUUUUGACAAUCUUUAUGAUCAAGAAAUAGCAUCAGUUGUAUCAAAGUCACUACAAGCUAACUUGAAACCUCAGGAAAUAGCAGAAUUGUUGGCCAUGAGAGCACAGGAAGUUGGAAGAUCAUCUUUUGCCAGAAGUCCUUUUGGCGAUGCGGCGCAGGCUGCAGGGUACGUGGGAUACACCGGCGGCAAGCUUGAUGAUGUAACUGUUAUAGUCUCGUCAGUUAAAACUACUCCGAUUGAUAGAUAGAGAUAGGUUCUUUAUUUAUAUUUCCUCUGUAAAUAAAUGCAAUCAUUUUUGUAAAUUUAUCUCUAUCACCAUGCUGGUGAGUCGUGACACUGCAUAUAAAUUUCCUUCUAUAACCAUGGUCAUGACAUGAUCCUUUUUUAUUCAUAUUAAUU